AUGGCUCAGGAUUUCAGUGCGCUGCAAGUUCUACAGCAGAUGUUUGCCAAUAUCGAGCAAAGUGAGUCUGAAGAGGAGGCAGAGGAUGUGUCAGAAGAUGACGGGGAAGAGUGUGCAGAGAAUGUAGCAGAAGAGGAUGACGAAGAAGAAGACGGGCAAGAGUACGCAGAGCAUGUGUCAGAAGAGGAAGAGGAAGACGGGCAAGAGUACGACGCAGUCAACCAUGACGACGACGACGCCGCCGCCGCCGACCAAGCCCCUCAAAUCGACAGAGAUACUUUCUUGUCGAAAAACGGACAAAUUGAAUGGUGUUCGAUUGCGUAUCGGAGGAAUCCGAGGCUGCUAUCGCAACGUGAAAGUACGGAGAGGACCCCCAGAGGACCCACAGCUUACGCCGUUUCCCACGCUCACGACAUCGUCUCCGCAUUUUUACUCUUUGUCACGCCACAAAUCGAAAGAGUAAUCUUGGACGUGACAAAUCGGGAAGGUUAUCUGAAACGCGGAGAGGAGUGGAAAGCCACGGACGCCACUGACCUACGUGCCUACAUAGGGCUGCUAAUCCUGGCAGGGGUGUACAAAUCCCGAGGCGAAGCGGCCGCCAGUCUAUGGGACGCGCAAAGCAGCAGAGAGAUUUUCCGCGCUACCAUGCAGCUGAAACUCUUCUACACCUAUUCGACGUCGAUACGAUUUGACGACCGUGGGACACGAGCGGCGAGACGCGCGACGGACAAGUUGGCGGCGAUAAGAGAGGUCUGGGAUAUGUGGGUAGAGAGAUUACCACGCCUACACGACCCAGGGCCCGAAGUGACCGUGGACGAACAACUGCUCGCGUUCAGAGGACGGUGUCCUUUCAAGCAGUACAUGCCAAGCAAACCGGCGAAAUACGGCAUCAAGUCGUGGGUCGCGUGCAAUGCAAAAUCAAGCUACGCUUGGAAGAUGCAAGUCUACACCGGGAAGCAGAUGGACAGAGUCCCGGAGAGGAACCAGGGGAUGCGCGUCGUGCUCGACGUGACAGAGGGCCUGAAGGAUCGCAAUGUCACGUGUGACAAUUUCUUCACCUCUUACGAACUCGGACGAGAGCUCAUGGCGACGAGAAACAUGACCGUGGUUGGCACCGUGCGAAAGAACAGGGCCGAGCUCCCGUCCGAGCUGCUGACGACAAAGACGCGACGGGUGCUGUCGUCGCAGUUCGCCUUCACUCCAACCACCACUCUGGUUUCCUACCUCGCGAAGAAAAAUAAGAACGUUUUACUCAUGAGCACACGCCACACAGACGCUGAAAUCAGUGACAGAAACGACGGCAAACCGACCAUUGUCCUGGAUUAUAAUUUGAACAAAGGCGGAGUCGACAAUCUGGAUAAGGUCAUCACGGCCUACAGCUGUAAAAGGAAGACGGCCCGCUGGCCCCUCAUCAUCUUCAGCAACAUCGUUGACGUCUCCUCCUACAACGCCUUUGUGAUAUGGAGAGAGGUCAACCCCUACUGGAUGCCGCGUAAGCGCAACAAGAGAAGGUUUUUCCUCGAGCAGCUCGGAAGGGCCCUCGUGACUCCGCUGAUCGAAAGAAGACGAUGUCUGCCCCGCACUGGAGCUGCUGCCGCGGUUGUGAAAGAUCUACGGAUGGCCAGCUGUCGCGAUCCGCCUCCUCAACGCUGGGCUUCGGCCAAGGAGAGGUUCCCGUUGACCCUGGACGACCCGCGGGAGUGUGUGCAGAAGACUGAACAACUCAGUCGAGUGCAGAAGAGGGCUUUGCUCAAGCCACAGCGCUGCUAA
This is a messenger RNA of Osmerus eperlanus (European smelt), 1770 nucleotides long. RefSeq names its product piggyBac transposable element-derived protein 4-like. The record is from RefSeq and is a predicted model, not a curated record. Lineage: Eukaryota; Metazoa; Chordata; Actinopteri; Osmeriformes; Osmeridae.